Molecule: messenger RNA, 2987 nt
Organism: Crotalus tigris (Tiger rattlesnake)
Lineage: Eukaryota; Metazoa; Chordata; Lepidosauria; Squamata; Viperidae
Gene: GIPR
Product: gastric inhibitory polypeptide receptor
Exons: 15
Coding region: 765-2237 (490 amino acids)
Biological process (GO): cell surface receptor signaling pathway; adenylate cyclase-modulating G protein-coupled receptor signaling pathway
Cellular component (GO): plasma membrane
Molecular function (GO): gastric inhibitory peptide receptor activity; G protein-coupled peptide receptor activity; peptide hormone binding
Source: RefSeq, a predicted model, not a curated record
UCCUGGUUUGCUACCUGAGGUGAGAUCCUGCCCUUUCUGGAUGACAUCCAAAGCGGGCAUGAGCCUCUCCAGGGAUGUUAUCUCUCCCUCCGCAGACACCCUCUCCAGGGGAAUGAUGCGAGAACACCCCCCUCCUCUGACUGCUUUCGCACUCGGCUCAGGCCACCCACUCGAAGCCUUGAUAAGGCAAGGGAGCCAGCAUUUCCACACAGCAGUCUGGAAGCCUGCUGAGACCUGAGUCCUGAGACCAGCCAUAGCCUGAGCAAAGCAGACAAACAGAAAAGUUGCCGGAAAAGCGUUAGAAGCAACUUUGAAGUGGGUGUCAAACAGAAACAUCAGCCCGUCUUCCAUUUACCUGGAGAAGUUUUCAGCUGGCACCGUAUCGAUUGUCUGGUUGAUGAGUUAUAGAUCUCUCUCCACACACUGUGUGAAGCCCAGGAGUGGCUUGGUUGUUUAAAAUGGGAAUUAUGGGUUAGAGUGUUGGAGAAAUGGUGACCCAAGCGGGUGGCUAAACAAGCCAGGGUAUAUGAGGCUAAACCAUCAUCUCUCACAAAGGAUAAAACCUGCAGAGCGAGUGGAAUUUUUAGAUCCAAACUUUGAUUCCAGAAAUUGGAAUUUCUCUCCUGUUCUUAAGCGAAUCACUGCAGCUGACAGUGGCUGGCUGGGUGAGUUCUCGGUUGAAGAACAUGGACGAGGACGCUCGGUUCCAAAGACUUUCCCUGAGAUGGGGGCUUACUGAUCUGUAGAAACCCCCUCCCCUCGGUAUGCAGACGUCCCUCGAGCUGUUCCUCCUGUCGAUUCAACUCUACCAGACAAUAGAGGCUCACCCCACAGGGCCCUCCGUCCAAGGGAUGUUGGAAGCCUGGCAGAGAUACCACGAGGACUGCCUCCGCCAGAUGACCGAAGACCCUCCACCGACAGGCCUGGUGUGCAACCGUACAUUUGAUAUGUACGCAUGUUGGGGCGAUGCCCUUCCCAAUAUGUCAGCCCAGGUUCCUUGUCCCUGGUACCUCCCGUGGCACCAGCAAGUGCAAGAUGGGUUUGUGUUCCAGAAAUGUGGCGCGGAUGGGCAGUGGGUGGUUGAUGCCUCAGGAUUGCCGUGGCGUGAUCAUUCCCAGUGCGUGGGCCCCAACAACGAUAUCCCUUUCCAGAAACAUUUGUGGAUCCUGGAACAAUUUCGCCGAAUGUACACAGCGGGAUACUCCGUCUCGCUCAUCUCUCUCCUUGUGGCUUUGUCGCUGCUGGCAGCGUUCAGGAAACUUCGCUGCCUGCGCAAUUACGUCCACAUGAACCUGUUCCUGUCCUACGUGCUGAGGGCCGUCUCCAUCCUUCUCCGAGACACCCUCCUCUGGCGUCACUUCCCCAAGGACCUCCAGGUGGACCUCUCGGGCCUUCCACGGGGGCAGGCUGUAACUGGCUGUCGGCUGGCACAAAUCUUAACCCAAUAUUGUGUCUGCGCAAACUACUUUUGGCUACUAGUAGAAGGGGUCUACCUCCACAACCUGCUGGGACCUUUGGCCCUCUUGGAAGAAGGUUACUUCCCUGUGUAUCUACUCCUUGGAUGGGGGGCACCCAUCCUCUUCGUCAUCCCUUGGGGGAUCAUGAGAUACCUCUAUGAAAACAAUGAGUGCUGGGAGAGAAACGACAACCUGGGUUACUGGUGGAUUAUCCGUUGCCCAAUCUUGGUGUCAAUUCUGGUAAAUUUUGUGAUUUUCAUCCGGGUUCUUCAGAUCCUGAACUCCAAACUUCGUGCGCAGCAAAUGCAUUACACGGAUUACAAGUGUAGGUUGGCCAGGUCGACUUUAACCCUCAUCCCUCUGCUGGGCACCCACGAGGUGGCCUUCGCCCUGGUGACGGAGGAGCAGGCUCAGGGCGCCUUGCGCUACGUCAAAUUCUUCUUUGAGCUCUUCUUCAACUCCGUCCAGGGUUUGUUGGUGAGCACGCUUUACUGCUUUCUCAAUAAAGAGGUCCAGUCCGAGGUCCAGAGAAAGUGGCAGACGUGCUGGUUGGACAUCGGCCUGCUUAAGAAACCGGGACGCCACUUCGGCCUCUGGCGUUCCUGGGGCAACCGAAAAAGCCAGAACAGGAAGCCCACCUGCGCUCAGAUUUACAUCCAAGUAGGACACAAAAUUGCCCCGAGUGACUUGGACCAUGCAGCAGGGGCUCCGUUCCAGCGUGCGCCCACAAACUAUAACUCCCACUGGUACAUCCCCAUCAGCAUGAAAGCGGAGAAUUAGCACAGCGACCACAUCUUCAGAGACUGUGGCUGACGCCAGCUCCCUUCCAGAUGUGGGGAAAACCUGCCAGCCAUAGCAAAGAUUAAGGGAUCUUAAGACAGACAGGAAGCCGAUGCAGCUGUGAACAUCUGGAGGAAGAAUGGAACAAAAUUGUACUUGCGAGCACAAAAAAGUCACCACUAGGCGAUCACCAUGGGAACUUUGGAAACUAUAAGUGGGUGGAUUUUACUUUGCCUUUUUGGUGGGUUAUUAAGGAAGCUGGCAAGACUUACAUACAACUGCCGUGACAGACACAAUCUGGAACAAUUCUCAGGGGUCAGAACUUUUGCGAUCUUGCGAUCUCACGAUGACUUCAUGCAGACUCCAUGUUUUCUUGGCAACAGCAUAGAAAUGGUUUUCCGUUGGCCUUUUUUGAGAUUGUUUUUGUUAAAAAAAUCUCCCACUCUGCCUAUUUCCCAGGUUUUAUACCUGUUGAGUCCAGUUUUUGUUUUUAUUUAUUUUAUUUUAUAAAAUAAGAUUUAAUGCAACUUUCAAAUUGCUGUUAUCUUUACAGGUAUACGUAAGAAACCUCUGAUUGACGGAAUCCUUGAAUUGAUCUUAAAAGGACAGAUUUUUUUUACUGGGAUUUCCAGGCUUUGUGAAGAGAUAAUAAGCUUGGGACGUCUAAUUGCUGUGGUUUUCUUGCAAGCUCAUCGCUUAUUGGUGCAAUAUUUUAUUUAUUGUUGUGAAUUAAAAAUGGUCGUCUCUGCA